Messenger RNA from Acanthosepion pharaonis, 1215 nucleotides. NCBI's taxonomy places the organism in Eukaryota, Metazoa, Mollusca, Cephalopoda, Sepiida, Sepiidae. The record is from the annotation of a GenBank genome assembly.
AUGGCCGCCGUUCCACACUACCCCGAAUUUGAUUGUGAGUCAACAGCAAGAGCAGCAAGAUGGACAAAAUACAUAAAAAGACUGAAAAACUAUUUUGUCGCACAUAACAUUGAGGAUGACAAACGGCAAAAAGCAAUCCUUCUAACGUUUGUCGGCGAGGCUACGAAUGACAUUAUCGACGAGAUACCACAGGAGCGAGUCACACCAGAAAAAAAUGAAACACAUUUCGACAAGCUUGUCUCAGCGGUGCACAACCACUUUAACCCGGAAAACGACACGGAAUACAACCGAUUUGUGUUCCGGAAAAUUAAACAAAAUAGCCCAGGCAUCGAAGAAUUCUACCGCAAACUAAAGGAAGCUGCGUCUAUGUGCCGUUUUUCCGACAUGGAUUUCGAGGUGAAGUCCCAACUAAUCACAGGCUGCCUGUCGGAUAAAGUCCGCCAGAAGGGACUCAUGAACUCGGAUAUGUCACUACAUGACUUAAUAAACUACACAAGGACAACGGAGACGAUAGCGUCGCACCUACAAACAAUGCGACUGGAAGACAACACUGCUACUGCUACAACCGCCCCAAUAAACAAAGUCGCGGACGAACAGCGCCGACCAAGCAACUACCCCCGGCAAUACCGGUGCAGGAAUUGCAACGGAAAAUACCCACAUGAGCGGGGACCGACGUCUUUCCCGGCAUUUCAUACCCAGUGCACAUACUGCGGAAGGUGGGGACACUUCACCUCUACCUGUUUCAGAAGAUUAAACGACGGAAACAGACAACGGGAAACAAAUCGUCCCCCACGAACACAGACCAAUCGACGCUCAGUGAACCGCAUUGAAAACGACCAACGGAACCCACGUAGCAGUGGUAGUGAUACAGAAUACGUGUUCCACACAGCUGGAUCUCGGAACUUGCCACCUCCAAUUGAAAUGGAUACUCCAGCAAACAGGAGUUCAUCUUUAUUUUGGGGGCUUCCCAAUCAAAUAAAAGGGCAACUUGAUGAACAAUCACAAACUCUCCACAAAAUCAAUUCCACAGUCCAGAAACUUGAAGCUGAAAACGCUCUUUAUAAACAAGAAUUGAUGACCGCCCUCGCCAAUAUUCACCAGUUAUCAUCUCUUUUGGAUAACGAACGACGAAAAUCCCAUUUUCUUUGGAGAGACACUUCAUCCAAAUGCAAGAAAUGCUAUGCACAGAAACGAAGAGAAUGUCACAUGAAAUAA